Messenger RNA from Sander lucioperca (pikeperch), 1089 nucleotides. RefSeq names its product histone-lysine N-methyltransferase set-1-like. The transcript has 6 exons. Bases 454 to 1089 code for a protein of 211 amino acids. Gene Ontology annotation, molecular function: protein binding. The record is from RefSeq and is a predicted model, not a curated record. NCBI's taxonomy places the organism in Eukaryota, Metazoa, Chordata, Actinopteri, Perciformes, Percidae.
ACAUUUCACCUGGGCUCCCCGGACCUAAGGGUAAUACGGGGACUAUGCCAAAGUCCUCAUAAAUCAAAGAGCGGAAUUGCAUUCGUUAGUGUCUAAAUAACAUAAAUUCUCUUUUUCUUUGAAAGUCCUCAUUUACCACUUGACCUGAUUUUGAGUGUAUCCCAGUGUAUCAGAACAGCGACGCCACUGCUGGGUUCUAUAUUGCAGUUUCAUACACAUUUCUGAUACACACGGUGCAUUUUGGCGGGCUGUCUUGUGAUUGGCUGGUUUACGCGCGUGGGCGGGGCCAAACGGAAGUCGGCUGGAAGCUCCGCCCACACAUGCCCGGAGCAUGGCCGAGAGACGUCGCUUGUUUAAAACUUAAAUGGACCACACCUGGGAAGCAGCAGCUAGAGUCAUGGACUUACUAGAGGAUUAAAUACAUACAGGCUGUGACACCUGUAAACCGUAAACAUGCAGCGGCGUAGACGCAUUAAUCCAAAGGAUGAUGCAAGAUUUUAUGUUACUGCUGAAAGUGACAAAGUGGGACUUGACAUCAAGUACAUCAAUGCUGUAAAAGGCCGUGGCAUCUUCACCUCUGUUCCAUUUGAAAAGGGAGACUUUCUAUUGGAAUACAGAGGUGAUCUAAUAAGCAAGCAAGAAUGUGAGAGGAGACAGAGAAUUUACCAUGACCUCCUCAAAGUGUUUAUGUUCGAGUUCCAUUUUAAUGGAAAACUGUGGUGUGUUGAUGCAGCAAUAGAGAAUGGGUCACUUGGCAGGCUUGUAAAUGAUGACCAUAUAAACCCUAAUGCCAAGAUGAAGUACCUUACUGUGCAAGGGAAGCCCCAUCUCUGUUUGUUUGCAGUUCGAGACAUAAGUCCAGGAGAGGAGAUCACCUAUAAUUAUGGUGACUCAGACUGGCCGUGGAGAUGCAAGGCCCUUGAUGACGGAAUGGCUCCAAAGAGUUGUGAUGCCACAAAUGUCCCAUCCACAAUUGAUGAGACUGAAGAGCUGACCACUGAGAGCAAGUGCAUCCAUACAGCUGUCAACCACCCAAAUCAGACCAGUCCAGAGCUUGGCCCACUCACCAAGGUUGGAGAGGUAAAUUAA